AUGACUUCUUUUCUUUCGGCUGUUCCUAAUAUCCUAGAGAUUGAAACCACUAGAGAAGAGGUGAAAGCAUCAAGCAUCAUAGCUUCCAAAAGGAUGAAUAAUGGAGGAGAGGAAAAUAAGGGAAUUUGUUUGAGUUGGAAGGAUCUAUGGGUAACUGUUUCUGGUUCGAAGAAUCAAAGCAAAUCGAUUCUUGAAGGUUUAACUGGUUAUGCAAAACCAGGUCAGGUUUUGGCUAUAAUGGGUCCUUCUGGUUCUGGAAAAUCUACACUUCUUGAUGCUUUAGCAGGGAGAUUAGGUUCAAACACAAGACAAUCAGGAGAGAUUCUGAUCAAUGGCUAUAAGCAAGCAUUGGCUUAUGGAACCUCGGCAUAUGUUACACAAGAUGAUACAUUAUUAACAACCUUAACUGUCAAAGAAGCAGUAUACUAUUCAGCUCAGCUUCAAUUACCUGACACAAUGUCUAAACAAGAGAAGAAACAAAGAGCUGAUUCUACAAUCAGAGAAAUGGGUCUUCAAGAUGCAACUAACACAAGAAUUGGAGGGUGGGGUGUUAAAGGCAUAAGUGGGGGUCAGAAAAGAAGAGUCAGCAUUUGUAUUGAGAUUCUAACACAUCCUAGUCUUCUUUUUCUUGAUGAACCAACUAGUGGACUUGAUAGUGCUGCUUCUUACUAUGUCAUGAAAAGAAUUGCUUCCUUAGGGAAAAAAGAUGGAAUUCAAAGGACUAUUAUCGCGUCGAUCCAUCAACCUAGUACCGAAGUUUUUCAACUUUUUCAUAAUCUUUGUCUUUUGUCUUCUGGUAAAACUGUUUACUUUGGACCUGCUUCCGCCGCAUCUGAGGAUAUCGAGAUUGAUUUAGCAGAGAUGAGUAGAACGAUUUCGACAGAAGAAGCAAUUGGUAUCCUUGUGACGUCAUAUACAUCAUCUGAAAUAAACCAAGAAGUUAUAAAUGAACUAGCAGCACUGUCAAAAAAGGACAACAAUUCAACAUACAAGAAGAAAAAACAUGCUGGCUUUCUUAAUCAAUGUUUAGUUCUUACUAGAAGAUCUUUCGUAAACAUGUUCCGUGAUCUAGGCUAUUAUUGGUUACGCCUCGGCAUAUAUAUUGCUUUAGCUAUAAGUUUGGCCACUGUCUUUAAUGAUUUGGAUAAAAGUUAUGGCUCAAUUCAAGAUAGAGGCUCAUUUCUUAUGUUUGUGUUCUCAUUCCUAACUUUCAUGACCAUUGGUGGAUUUCCUUCUUAUGUGGAGGACAUGAAGGUAUUUGAACGUGAAAGACUAAAUGGACAUUAUGGUGUUAGUGCAUAUGUGAUUGGGAACACAGUUUCAUCUCUUCCAUACUUGUUAAUGGUUUCAUUGAUUCCAGGAGCUAUAGCAUACUACCCUUCUGGUCUUCAAAAAGGAUAUGAACAUUUUCUAUAUUUCAUUUGUGCUCUAUUUUCAUGUCUAAUGUUAGUAGAGAGUCUUAUGAUGAUAGUUGCAAGCAUUGUUCCUCAUUUUCUAAUGGGAAUCAUAACGGGGGCCGGAAUUCAAGGAAUCAUGAUGUUGGCUGGUGGGUUCUUUAGAUUGCCAAAUGAUCUUCCAAAUCCAUUUUGGAGAUAUCCUAUGUUCUACAUAGCAUUCCAUAGGUAUGCUUUUCAAGGAUCAUAUAAAAAUGAGUUUAAAGGACUAAAGUUUGAUAGAGAUGAUGGAUCCCUUAAUUACAUUAGUGGUGAUGAGAUUCUAAGAACUAAAUGGCAUGUGGAUAUGAGUUACUCAAAGUGGGUUGAUCUUGGAGUGUUGUUGGCUAUGAUUGUUUUAUAUAGACUUUUGUUUUUGAUUAUUAUCAAAACUACUGAGAAGCUUAAACCUUUUGUUCUGUCACUCAUGCUAGUGUCUCCAAGGAAAAAUAUACAAGUUUUGGAGAAUACUAGGGCUACUCCUUUACAUGUAGAAAUUGUAUAA
This is a messenger RNA of Vicia faba (fava bean), 1938 nucleotides long. The record is from the annotation of a GenBank genome assembly. Lineage: Eukaryota; Viridiplantae; Streptophyta; Magnoliopsida; Fabales; Fabaceae.